Anthonomus grandis grandis is the source of this 2883-nucleotide messenger RNA. RefSeq names its product transcriptional repressor p66-beta (gene simj). Gene Ontology annotation, cellular component: NuRD complex. The transcript has 12 exons. NCBI's taxonomy places the organism in Eukaryota, Metazoa, Arthropoda, Insecta, Coleoptera, Curculionidae. The record is from RefSeq and is a predicted model, not a curated record. Gene Ontology annotation, biological process: negative regulation of transcription by RNA polymerase II. The coding region runs from base 249 to 2108 and encodes 619 amino acids.
CUAAUUUUGGAAUUCCAUUUUAUGACAUUAUUGUCAAAAUUAGUUUUUAUUUUUUGUAACAUUACAGCAGUCAGCAGCUCAAAGGCCAAUUUAAUAAGAAUAAUAUUGCUGUAAGAUAUACAAUAACUUAAAAAUACAUAAAGAAAUAAAGAAUUGGUUCAAGAUGUUGUUUUACGCAAUUGGGUACCAAUCAGUCCAAGACCAAAACUAGAAUACCAAAAAUUUUGCAGAUUUCCAUUUUACCUAAUAUGGAAGUGGAUGAAGCUGUUGUGGACCUGAGUAUUGGAAGUGUACCCCAUCCACUAAGACCGAACGCUUCAAACAAUUACGACACAGGCCAAAUAAUUCAACAAUCCAUAUCGACCAUGGUAAACUCCAGGCGGAUAUUGAGACCUAGAACUGAACCAAGACGGUAUGUGGAGUCUCCAGAUGCUCUCAUCAAUGGUUCUUUAGGUAGACUGAAUGGGCGGAAUGGCGUGGAGUUUGAUAGUGACUCCAGUGAAGGAGAGAUGCCCCCACUACCACCGCCAAUUAAAGAGCUGAGCCCUGACGAACUGAAACAGAGAGAUAGAGGUCUGAGAAGGUUAAGAGAAGAACUGAGGGCCGAGGAGAUGAAACUGGUGCUGUUAAAAAAACUGAAGCAAUCGCAACAACUGAAGGAGAAUGUCGCGGUCCAGUUGCCCCCCGGAGUGCCUCCCUCUGCUCUGCCACCAGCUGGUUUGCCCAGUGGACUGAGUAUCACUCCUACUAUUGUUAAGCUUCCCUCAAGUAAUGGUAAGAAUGUGACUCCCCAAGCUGCGCAUACCAGGCAUCCUUUAACUCCUAAUUCGGUUCCUAAAAAUGUGCCCUCUGGGGUACCAUCACUUUUAAGAGGGCAAUCAAACUCGGGGUCCCGCUCCGGUAUCCACGCGCCCCAAAUAACCGCCACCCCAUUAACAACCACCAAUAGGGCGGCUAAUGUAUCGGUGUCGCAGGCCCCGAGGGGUUCCGGAGGUAUCCAGCGCCCCCCCGGAUUCCCACCCGGAGUAAAAGACUUAUCGCCCUCUGUGACUAUAACACCUGCGCCUCCACAACCCCUAAAGAAUUUGCCGGGACACGAUAACAAACCGUUGGGAAUGUCUCAGCACUCUGGUAUUUCCGAGGAGCGACCGAGAGAGGAUAAUCAAACCCCGGCCCAGAGACAGGCUGCGGCGAAGUUGGCUUUGAGGAAACAACUUGAAAAAACAUUAUUGCAGAUUCCGCCUCCUAAACCUCCACCUCCAGAGAUGCACUUCAUUCCCAACCCCAGCAACACAGAGUUCAUUUAUCUGGUCGGAUUGGAGCAUGUCGUAGAUUUUCUCACUAAAGAAACCAAAAUGCCUCUUCCACCGCAACCGUUCAGUUGUACCCAAUGUAAUCAAGAUUUCACACCCGUGUGGAAGUGGGAGGGUAAAAAUAAGAAGGCUUCCAGAGUGAUAUGCGAACAGUGCGUGACGAAUAACGUGAAAAAGGCGCUCAAAGCCGAACACACCAAUAGACUGAAGACCGCUUUUGUGAAAGCGUUGCAACAGGAGCAGGAAAUCGAGCAGAGACUUGCGCAGAACGGUUCCUUUUCGACCACGAGUCCGGCGCAGUCUCCGUCCGCACCUGAGCCUGCUGUGACGACGCCAAAGUCGGUGACGCCGACUCCGGCGCCUCGUCAUGCCGCCACUCCGACGCCCCCGGCACCUCCGCCGCAACCUACGCCGCCUCCACCACCGUCUCGUUCCUCUCAUCAAUCGUCCUCCAGUCAACAUCAGAGUUCGUCUUCUGCGCAGCAACAAGAUAAAUACAGUGCGCAGCAGAGCGCGGCCGCGAUGCAAGCUUUUCAUCAGCAGUUAUUGAGAACGAUAACUCAAGGUGGCCCACCAGCAGCCGCCCAUCUCAUGCACCUGCCGCUCUUUUACCCGUACCAACUGGCGAUGGCGCAGGCACAAGCCGCUGCGGCCAGUGCGGGAAAAAGUAGCGGCAACGCAGGUGUCGCCCCUAAUAUUGCCGAACAAAUGCAAAGGGCGGCAGAUCUGCAACGUCAGUAUUUAUUGGAUAUGAUCCCUCCGGCUCCUGGACAACGCCACAACUGGAAAACGUGAUGUGAUUGAAUUAGUUAAUUUUUUUUUAUAGAAGGACGCUGUUCAUAGCUGCUGAGUGGGAGGAGCCCUCUGGUGUCUUAUUUAUAAGGGGCUGUUUUAGUAGUACUAUUUUAGAUUUUAAUUUUGAUUCGUACAAAGUGUAGGUCAAUUUUUUAAGCAGAUUGAUCUCCGGUUCCCUCUCAGAGAAGGAAUUAAAAAUCCGCUUAUCGUCCCGUGUAUAAAACCUUAACGUUGUACAGGAUAUAUUUCGUUAUAAUUUAGAUGCGAUUGUGGAAUGAAAAUGGCGCGUUUUAAAUGAGUUGUAGUGUUGCGAUGACCCGAAUAAUUAAAGCUUGUGAUGAAUUUGAUACUUUCAUCUCAACUUAGAAAAGGGAGCUGUCCUAAGACUGGCCAUAUACCGCCUACAGCUGCUUUUCUAAAUUAAAUAAAUUAUUUAAUUGUUAAUUAAAAAAAAACGCAACAAAUGGGGUGCUAAAGCUGCAAAUGAAUAUUAUAACAUGGUUGUGUUUAGAAGAAAAAAACAUUGUUAGGGUGAAGUUAUAGUUUCAUUCCCUCCCCGAAACACACUAAAAUAAUAUGCACAUUUUAAAAAAAGCUCAAUUAAACUAAACAAAAAAAAUAUGGUUUUAUAACGAUUAAUGUAUAGUAAAGGUGUAAGAUUAUGUGAGGCACAAUUUUUUUCCGAUUUAGCUGUUUUAUAAUGCAACUUGUACGAUUAUGAAAUUUUGAGUGUAUAAAAUAUUGGACUGUAAUAAAAGUGAUUUCAAUCGUGGUA